AUGAAAGAGGCAGAACUUAGUGCGACAGAAAGCCAAGAUGAGAUCCCAAAGUCUAAUUCCUUAUUAAUUAUAGAAAAAUUAACAAAGGCCGUUUGUAGCCUUUAUUUUAUAAAUUGUUUUAUGGUGCCAUCAGUAGAUAAUUUGAUUGAAAAGUACCCAAAAGCAAUCAUCAUUAAGAUCAUAGAUAUGAUUCUGGGGGCGGUAACAAUUUCCCUCGUUAUUAUAGUUUUCUUUUUAUAUCGAAAGAACGGUCAUUUUAAAAAUGAAAAUAAAACAAAGCCAAAGAGAUGUUCGAAGGUAGUAUGUCCCAGCUGUGCUGCCAGAAAAAAGUAUCCUAAAUGGUUUCAGCUAAAGUAUUUGUUAUUGGUAUCAAUGACUGCUUUCAGCUUCUACUUUUGUACCAAAAUUAGGUUUUUUUUUAAAACUGACCAAACUAUUAAUUUACACCGACUAUCACAGCUAUUUAGAUUGCAGCUAGGCUGGAUAUGUACUACUGCAUUAUUAUUCUAUUUUUACGAUGCGUUGAUAUUACAUAGCGGGUUCAUUGAAGGGUAUAGAUGUGUCAAUGGAAAGGGAGCGAUGUCUGAAGGUAAAACCGGGCAAUUAAAUUGA
Molecule: messenger RNA, 612 nt
Organism: Saccharomyces cerevisiae S288C
Lineage: Eukaryota; Fungi; Ascomycota; Saccharomycetes; Saccharomycetales; Saccharomycetaceae
Gene: YLR036C
Exons: 1
Coding region: 1-612 (203 amino acids)
Cellular component (GO): membrane
Source: RefSeq, marked reviewed